AUGCAGGAGAUCUUAAAAAUUCUAUUUAAAUCUGCUUUGGACAAAAGUCUGAACUACUCUGGAUUUGAAGGAGUCGUGAUCAUAGUCCUCUUUGUGCUUGUUCUUCUGUUCAACCUCUUCUUUAUUAUUUUCUUGUUUUUGAGAUUUUUUGGUAAAGUAAGUCUACGGAUCAGGACUAUAUUCAAUGUUCUGGCUGAAAUCACCUUCGAUGUCCUUCCUUCUCUACAAUUCAUCCUCCUGUUCUUCAGCUUUGGAUCCAGAGGAGGUUUCUUGAUCGUGGCAGUUUUACCAGUGUUUCUCACGGUCAGCAGAUACGACUGGGACUUUACCUGUGGUCAACAGAUGGGCUGUUCACCUGCGGUCAGGAGAUCCGUGUAUUUAACUCUCAUGAUCCUGAUCAAUGCUCUACUCAUCUACUUCUACAUCACAGCUCUGGAGAACCAGAACGAUGUUGUUGGAUGGAGCUGUAUGCUUGUGUUUCUUCAGUUUCUCUGGACCCUGAUCAACUUCACAUGGUCAUUUCCAUCAUCAUUCGAUCUUCCCCGUGUGACUGUGGUGUAUGUGUUCGGAUCAGUCGGUGUAGUUUUACUCAACUCUGUUGCUCUGAUGACUGAAGUGAUCCUGAAAACAGUUAAUGGUGAAGGAUUGACGGGAGACAUGAGGAUCUCAGUCUUCUCCACCGAGUUCAUCUUCACUUUAAUUCUCCUGGUUUUAGUGGUGUUUGAACCCUGGAUCAAACCCUGUCUGGAUUCGUGUCAGAAAUCAAUGAAGUCUUGUCGAAGCAGAGGCGCUGGAUCACAGAGUCAGGAAUCUGAGCAGAACCCAGCAGCGGGUUGCGAUGAAGCUCCAGCCGCUGGAUCAGACCAGAAGCAGAUCACGGCAGAAUCACACGAGAUGAAUCCUCUACUGAACGAACAAACCCAGGAGAACCACAGGAGCGACGCGGCGGAGGAGACCGAGCCGAACUCAGUGAUUACACAAACAUAACCUGCAGACAGAGAAAAGCUCUUCACUGUGAGGAACACCUCAGUCUCCUUAUUCAUACGCUGGCUUGGAUUUGUAAAUAGCUGUAGAUGUAUACAGAUGUUUAAAUGCCGUAAAUUCAUGUAAUAGCUUUUAUAACUAACUCUAACUGUAAACCGGCUUCAGCCGUCCAGAUAACACUGAGUCCUUUGAGUCUCGAGCUCACAGUGAAGGAGCGUCUCAAAUCAAUCAAUCAUUUUUAUAUAGCGCUUUUAACACUGAACAGUAUUAAACAGGAGAAUAUAGGAGAUUUUAUAAGACAAGUGUCCAAACUAAACAAGUCAGGAAAGAACCAAAACCCCAUCCCUUACAGAAUUGAGAAAAAAAGGUUGGGGUCAGUUCUCCUCUGACCGGACACCCAGCGCUUAAUUUCUAGUUCAAUUUAAACGCAGCUAUGUCAGAUUGUGCAAAGGAUUUAUUUUAUGAAUAUUUAGCUAAAUGUCCAACAAUUAUUAUUAUUGUUGUUAUUUCUUAAUAGAACUGCAUUUUCUUUAUCUCUCUGCACUGCCAAAAAAAUGACAAUAAAACUAACUCUCACUAUUACUGAA
Molecule: messenger RNA, 1571 nt
Organism: Puntigrus tetrazona (Sumatra barb)
Lineage: Eukaryota; Metazoa; Chordata; Actinopteri; Cypriniformes; Cyprinidae
Exons: 11
Coding region: 1-987 (328 amino acids)
Source: RefSeq, a predicted model, not a curated record